Messenger RNA from Zeugodacus cucurbitae (melon fly), 2106 nucleotides. Its product is annotated as superoxide dismutase [Cu-Zn]. NCBI's taxonomy places the organism in Eukaryota, Metazoa, Arthropoda, Insecta, Diptera, Tephritidae. The coding region runs from base 1152 to 1922 and encodes 256 amino acids. The transcript is spliced from 5 exons. Gene Ontology annotation, biological process: removal of superoxide radicals. The record is from RefSeq and is a predicted model, not a curated record. Gene Ontology annotation, molecular function: copper ion binding; superoxide dismutase activity.
UUAAUAAUAAAUGCUACUGUUUUACGGUCUCUUUUUUUAAAUGUAAAUAGAAAUAUAGCUGCUACCAACACUUGGUAACCAAAAACCUAUAAAGUGUCAUAACUAAGCCAUAAAUAAAGUUAUAAAAGUAAAAUUUGGAAUAAAGGAUCGCACUAGGAAGGAGCACAUUUGGAUGUAAUUUUUUUGGGGAAGUGGGCGUGGCCCCGCCCCCAAAUCGGUUAUUUGUAUAUAUCUCUCAAACCAAUGAAGCUAUAUAAACCAAACUUUCUAACGAAAAACGCCAGAAACACACAUAUAAUAGCAAAAGGAAGUUGCACUCAGAUUUUUUUACAAAAUGAAAAAUGGGUGUGGCAUCGCUCACUUAUGGGUCAAAAACCAUAUCUCAGGAACUAAUCGACAGAUUUCAAUGAAAUUCGGUAUAUAAUAUUUUCUUGACACCCUGAUAACACGGAUAAAAAAUGGGCGAAAUCGGUUCACAACCACGACUACUUUCCUUAUAACUCAAUUUUGAAUUCCAUCUGAUUCCUUCACUUUAUAAUGUAUACAUAAGUAACCAAUGAAGAUAGCGGAAUAAAACUUUACACAAAUAGUGCAUAUCAUCUCUGGCUUCACUUGUGAGAAAAUUGUCGAAAACGGACUAUAACAUUUCAAGGCUUCAGAUAUCGAACAUGUUGAAGGGUAAAUGAGGGUAAAUUUUAAUAAUUUUAAUUUUAAUUUCUUCUAAUAGUGUGUCUCUGUUCAAAAAUUAUAAAAUCGGGUCAUAGCAUCUCUUAUCUCCCAUAUACCUAAUUAUAAGUUUUUCAAAAAUAGCAUCUCCUAGCUCCCAUAUACCUAAUUAUAUGUUUCUUAAAAAUACGGUGGGCUUUAUUCCGCAUAUAUGUAUAUAUUGGUUAAUAUGUAUGAUAUCUUAGCAAAAUUAAGUGAGCGUAUAGCCCUGGAUAUAGUGUACCUUGCUGGUGAAAAUGAGUGAAAUCGGUUCAGGAAUUAACUCAGCCGUCAUAUACUAUACAUGCUGAUUUUCGUUAUUCUAUUAAGCUUUAUGCCGAAUUUAUGGGUAUAUUUGUGUGUUAUGUAAAUACAAUUUAUUUGAUAAAUUGCUUGAACUAAGCCUUUCCUUACUUGUUUAAAAUAUAUUUAUUAUCUUGAACAAUAUGAAGCCACUGGAAUGCUUACAUAAAUAUUUGUUGCGAUUUGUCAGUUGGAGCUCAAAACAUUGUCCCAAAGUAGUCUUGUGCAUCCAAACAAUAGAAGCCAGAGCGCUCCCUAAAGUAAAUGAUUCACCAUCCAACAAGCAGGCUGCCGAUGUGAUUAAAGUUGUGUCUGGUACUAAGGUUAAACGUUUUGAACGAAUGACUGUUCCACUGGGUGGACAAUUCACGCAAUAUCCAAUGUAUGUGGGUUAUAAUUAUGGCGGUGUAGUACCUCAUUGGCAAGCAUUUGCGAAAAUUGUAGGAGAAGGAGAGUCCGUCAUAAACGGAGUUGUUACCUUUCAACAAAUGCCCUAUAACGGCGACAUCAGAGUGACCAUUAAUAUAACUGGACUACCAGUAGGAAAACAUGCUAUUCACAUACACACAUACGGAGAUAUACGUGAGGGUUGCAAAUCAACUGGUGGGCAAUUCCCUAACAAUUUCAUUGGCAACGUAGACACCAAAGAAGAUGGGAGUAUCUCGUCAGUCUUUCGUAGUCCGUAUCUAAAUUUAUUUGGUUUUAACGGAAUUGUAGGGCGUGCAAUUGUUAUUCAUGAAAAGCCCAUCGACAUAAAUAUUGCACUCAAUGCUGAAGUGUUUUCUAGUUCACUUCAAUCAAUGUCCGAUGCAUUGGCCUAUCAAAAUGAAGAAAACUCUGUGGGGCCGGCUAUUGCAUGUGGCGUCAUCAGUAUAACAAGCUCAGCGUCGACUACCAUUUUAACGCAGAAAUAAAGAAAAUAUAAAAUAAGUCAGUGUUUAAUUGUUAAAAAUAUUUUUGGUGCAUAAUAGGUGCAAAAAAUGUUUUUUCAUCAAUAUUUUCCAUUACAAUUUGUGCGUUAAUUUGAUAAGUUAAUAAUAUUAUAAAACUAUUUAUACAAUUUUUUAAUCUUCGUCGAAAUUACAAAUAAUAUAAAUA